Messenger RNA from Fonsecaea pedrosoi CBS 271.37, 2502 nucleotides. RefSeq lists its product as uncharacterized. The record is from RefSeq and is a predicted model, not a curated record. Gene Ontology annotation, molecular function: ATP binding; ATP hydrolysis activity. The transcript is spliced from 3 exons. The coding region runs from base 1 to 2502 and encodes 833 amino acids. NCBI's taxonomy places the organism in Eukaryota, Fungi, Ascomycota, Eurotiomycetes, Chaetothyriales, Herpotrichiellaceae.
AUGUUGCGGAGCAAGCCUUCCUCGUCAAUGCAAAAGACUUACGAUGAGGCGUAUCUGCAAUGUUCUACGGCGGUCUUUUUCGAAGGCCAGAGCAAUGAGACCGAGGCUCUCCGAUCAUGGAAGGCAGCGCUCGACCAAAUCGUCCAUUACAGGGCCUACAAACUCUCAUCGAAUUACUCUCCCCGGUCGGAAACAGAGCGGGCGCUAUACGACUCCCUGCGAGAACUGGAGAUACAGUGUAAGGAACGAGUCGAUCUCCUGGAGACUUUGAAGAGAAGCCGGGAAGAGUUGGGCAUAGAAUCUCGUAAGGAAGACAGGACAGAACCAAAGAACGGAGGCGGAGGCGGCAAUGGCAAUGGAAAUAUGAGCGGCAAUGGCAGCAGUGGAAGGAAGCGUCUCGGGAAGAACAGAGGACACCCGUCGAUAUCCACGCCCCCGACGUCUGAACAGCCUGGCUCGUGGCUUGGAGGAGAGACGAUACCACCAAUGCAAAUGUCUGAGCUACCCAAUGCGACACCCGCAUUGCCUCCACGUCCACCACUGGGUGUUACCAGGAGUAGCGAGACCGUGGCACAUGACAGCACUUCCCCUAUUUCACGGAUUCGGUCGUCGCCUUUGGGUCCUCCUCCCACCUUACCCGUCCCGAGCAUGAAGGCCUCAAGAAGUCCUAGUCCCGAUCAUGGCAGGAAAACGAUGCGGACAACACUACGCCCGGAGAGGAGGGGGUUCAUGAAGUAUCGAUCAACUUCGAACCGUGACAGAAGAACAGAGACUAUGAAAGCAGCUGGUCUGGCAUGGGAAUCUCAGCCACGGAAGAACUCUCAGCCCAACCAGAGGCCAGAUUCAGACCCCACGAUCGAAGCCAGACUCAGCGCAACAGCUGCAAGACGGAGUAUUGACCAAGAUGCGACAGCCAGAUACGAAGAGCAACGCAAGUCAAAUGCGUCGUCUCUGCUGAGUGUUCCUGAUUACUUGUCACAGCAUUCCACGCGUGACAUCCCAACCUCGGCUUCUGCACCACCACCAUCAUCAAUCAACAAAUCUAUGGAAAGCCUAAAAUUGAAUCCAGAUUCCGCACCUAGCCUGAUCGACCUCGAUUCGGAACCUGAGAAGACGCCUCCGAUUUCACAACAUAUGUCACCCGUCGGCCAAGCGAAUCCCCAAGUAAGAACCAGAUCUCCUGUUCAUUUGCCGAAAGCACCAGAGAUUACCUAUCGAAGAGAGUAUCCUCCGCGAGCACAUAACGUGCCCCAGCCUCUCGCGAGAAAUAUCCUUGAGAGAGCUUACCCAAAAGUUGGAUCUUCUGGUGGUGCGACGGGAAUAUCCCGCAAACCAGUUGGUGCGGCGGGGACAGCGCUUGAGACAAGAGGUCGCUCUCCCCAAAAAAGGGAUCCACAUUCUGACAGCGAAGACGACGCACCUAAACGAAACCUUGACAGGCCCAGACGAGGCCGUGGCAACAGGACCGCGAGUGCCAACACAAUCACUCCACCCUCCACGGAUGGGGAGUCUCCCGAAGAGGAUGGUCUGUCCCCAGAGGAGAAAAGAAUGGAGAACAUUCUCAAAAAUUUGCCCAAAGGAGUGGAUGAAAACGCCGCCAAGCAGAUCAUCAACGAAAUUGUUGUCAAGGGGGAUGAAGUUCACUGGGAUGACGUUGCCGGGCUUUCUGCUGCCAAAAAGGCGUUAAAGGAGGCAGUGGUAUACCCUUUUCUUAGACCGGAUCUGUUUAUGGGGUUGCGAGAGCCUGCGCGAGGGAUGCUCCUGUUCGGCCCACCAGGGACCGGUAAGACCAUGCUUGCAAGGGCUGUCGCUACUGAAAGCAAAAGCACAUUUUUCGCCAUCAGUGCUAGUAGUCUGACGAGCAAGUGGCAUGGUGAGUCAGAGAAGCUCGUCCGAGCCUUGUUUGCGCUGGCGAAGGCUCUGGCGCCGAGUAUCAUUUUCGUCGAUGAGAUCGAUUCCCUGUUAAGUGCCAGAAGCGGGUCGAGCGAGCACGAAGCAUCGAGGCGGAGCAAGACAGAAUUUCUCAUUCAGUGGUCGGACUUGCAAAGAGCAGCAGCUGGGAAGGAUACGACUGUGGGGGACGCUAGUCGAGUGCUGGUGCUUGCAGCGACAAAUUGCCCGUGGGACAUUGAUGAUGCAGCGAGGCGGCGAUUCGUGAGAAGACAGUACAUUCCCUUGCCAGAGGCAGAAACCAGGGAGACACAAAUUCGAACGUUACUUGGGCAUCAAAAGCAUGAUCUAGGGCCGGAGGACAUCGCUCGCUUGGUGGAGCUAACGGAGGGUUACUCUGGAUCCGACAUUACAGCUCUUGCGAAAGACGCCGCCAUGGGCCCCUUGAGGCAUCUCGGCGAAGCCCUGCUGUACACUCCCAAGGAGCAGAUUCGGCCAAUUCAGAUGAUGGAUUUCGAAGCCAGUUUGGCUAGCAUUCGACCGAGUGUGAGUAAAAAGGGAUUGGAAGAGUUUGAGAAGUGGGCCAGAGACUACGGUGAACGAGGCGGUUGA